Scomber japonicus (chub mackerel) is the source of this 2320-nucleotide messenger RNA. Its product is annotated as protein kinase C beta type. Gene Ontology annotation, biological process: protein phosphorylation. Lineage: Eukaryota; Metazoa; Chordata; Actinopteri; Scombriformes; Scombridae. Bases 168 to 2210 code for a protein of 680 amino acids. The transcript has 17 exons. Gene Ontology annotation, molecular function: diacylglycerol-dependent serine/threonine kinase activity; zinc ion binding; ATP binding. The record is from RefSeq and is a predicted model, not a curated record.
AACAAAUAUCCAAACUACCGAAAACUAAAUUAGCUGAUCGGUUUUAAACUCCUUCGCUCAGAAGAACGCACGAGAAGCCACUUUUCUGAAGCCAGAAACGCUUUUUCCACCAACUUCCGUUGGUUAAUUAAAGUAGAUAGAAAGAUAGUUGCACAGAUAGCAGCAGAAUGGCAGACUCGGCGGCGGCCAACAGCGACGGGGAGGACGGACCCCGCGAGCCCAUGCGGGGCUUCGCGCGCCAGGGAGCCCUUCGCCAGAAGAACGUGCAUGAAGUGAAGGACCACAAAUUCAUCGCGCGCUUCUUCAAGCAGCCCACCUUCUGCAGCCACUGCACCGACUUCAUCUGGGGUUUUGGCAAGCAGGGAUUCCAGUGUCAAGUUUGUUGUUUCGUGGUUCACAAACGUUGCCAUGAGUUCGUCACUUUCUCCUGUCCAGGCGCUGAUAAAGGACCUGCAUCAGAUGACCCGAGGGCAAAGCAUAAGUUUAAGAUCCAUACCUACUCCAGCCCGACUUUCUGCGACCACUGUGGCUCUCUGCUCUACGGCCUUCUACACCAGGGCAUGAGAUGUGACCACUGUAUGAUGAACAUCCAUAAGCGCUGUGUGGCCAACGUGCCAAGCCUGUGUGGAACAGACCACACAGAGAGGAGAGGCCGCAUCAAGAUCACUGCUGAGAUCAAGACUAAUGUGCUCACUGUUACCAUAAUAGAGGCCAGGAAUCUGGUUCCUAUGGAUCCCAACGGUCUGUCGGACCCCUACGUGAAGCUUAAACUGAUCCCAGACCCCCGCAGCGAGAGCAAACAGAAGACCAAGACCAUUAAGUGCUGCCUCAACCCCACCUGGAAUGAAACCUUUAAAUUCCACCUGAAGGAGUACGAUAAGGACCGCCGUCUGUCGGUGGAGGCGUGGGAUUGGGACCUGACCAGCCGCAACGACUUCAUGGGAUCACUGUCCUUUGGCAUCUCGGAGCUCCAGAAACAAGGAGUGGAUGGAUGGUUUAAGAUGCUCUCCCAGGAAGAAGGAGAGUACUUCAAUGUUCCCGUUGCUCCAGAAGGGGAGGAGGGCAACGAGGAGCUACGGCAGAAAUUUGAGAGGGCUAAGAUUGGUCCAAGCAAGAACACAGAGGGCAAGUCGGCCAAUGCUGCAUCCCGGUUCGACUCCAAUGGCAACCAAGAUCGCAUGAAGCUGUCUGACUUCAACUUCCUGAUGGUGUUGGGAAAGGGAAGCUUCGGCAAGGUGAUGCUGGCAGAGCGUAAAGGGACAGAGGAUCUAUAUGCCAUAAAGAUCCUGAAGAAGGAUGUUGUGAUCCAGGAUGAUGAUGUAGAGUGCACCAUGGUGGAGAAGAGAGUGUUAGCAUUGGCCGGAAAGCCCCCGUUCUUAACACAGCUGCACUCCACCUUCCAGAGCAUGGACCGCUUGUAUUUUGUCAUGGAGUACAUCAACGGCGGAGAUCUCAUGUAUCAGAUUCAGCAGGUCGGCAAAUUCAAAGAGCCCCACGCUGUAUUCUAUGCAGCAGAGAUAGCCAUUGGUCUGUUCUUCCUGCAUCUAAAGGGCAUCAUCUACAGGGACCUGAAGCUGGACAACGUGAUGCUGGACUGCGAGGGCCACAUUAAGAUAGCAGACUUUGGCAUGUGUAAAGAAAAUAUGUUGGAUGGAGUCACCACCAAGACCUUCUGUGGAACACCAGACUACAUAGCUCCUGAGAUCAUAGCCUACCAACCUUAUGGAAAAUCUGUGGACUGGUGGGCCUUCGGAGUAUUGCUCUAUGAGAUGCUGGCUGGACAGCCUCCAUUUGAUGGUGAGGAUGAGGAUGAGUUAUUUCAGUCCAUCAUGGAGCAUCACGUCUCCUAUCCCAAGUCGAUGUCCAAAGAGGCUGUCGCUGUCUGUAAAGGGCUGAUGACUAAGCAUCCAGCGAAACGACUGGGCUGCGGUCCGGAGGGCGAGCGAGACAUCAGGGAGCACAGCUUCUUCCGCUACAUGGACUGGGAGAAGCUGGAGAACAAGGAGGUGCAGCCGCCGUUUAAACCCAAAGCUUGUGGCCGGGAUGCGGAGAACUUUGACCGUUUUUUCACACGUCACCCGCCGGUGCUGACCCCUCCCGAUGAGGAAGUGAUUCAGAACCUGGACCAGGACGAGUUCCAGGGAUUCUCCUUUAUCAACCCAGAGUUCCCAGGAAUUGCUGCUACCACCACUGCCACCGAGCAGGCUUGAUUUCAGCUCAUGCACGGACACAUGCACAUACAUACACACACACAUACACACAUAUACACACACACAUAAUCACAUACUUCAUAAUUUCCCCCAAAAUCAACCCUGUGUAC